AAGAUGGCUGCCCUAAUGUACUCUUGGGACCUUGCCUGGCGCCUCUUCCGGGCUUGGCAGCGGGCGGGGUCCAUUGAGUAAAGCCUUGCGUGCCUGCGCCCGCGACGGAGGCGCGCUUCAAAGCGCAGGCGCGGGGAGGGGGUGGGGGAGGAGGGAAAGCGGCGAGUAAGAUGGAAGAUGAGGAGGUCGCUGAGAGCUGGGAAGAGGCGGCAGACAGCGGGCAGGAAAUCCAAAUCUCCUCCCAAAGUGCCCAUUGUGAUUCAGGACGAUAGCCUUCCCGCGGGGCCCCCUCCACAGAUCCGCAUCCUCAAGAGGCCCACCAGCAACGGUGUGGUCAGCAGCCCCAACUCCACCAGCAGGCCCACCCUUCCAGUCAAGUCCCUAGCACAGCGAGAGGCCGAGUACGCCGAGGCCCGGAAGCGGAUCCUGGGCAGCGCCAGCCCCGAGGAGGAGCAGGAGAAACCCAUCCUCGACAGGCCAACCAGGAUCUCCCAACCCGAAGACAGCAGGCAGCCCAAUAAUGUGAUCAGACAGCCUUUGGGUCCUGAUGGGUCUCAAGGCUUCAAACAGCGCAGAUAAAUGCAGGCAAGAAAAGAUGCCGCCAUUGCUGCCGUCACCGCCUCCUGGGUCGUCCGCCACGGGUUGCACUGCCGUGGCAGACAGCUGGACUUGAGCAGAGGGAACGACCUGACUUACUUGCACUGUGAUCCCCCUUGCUCCACCCACUGUGACCUUGAACCCCAUGCACUGUGACCUCCCCCCUUCUCCCCCUUCCCACUGUGAUUGGCACAUCGACAAGGGCUGUCCCAAGUCAAUGGAAAGGGAAAGGGUGGGGGUUAGGGGAAGGUUGGGGGGACCCAGCAAGGACUCGGAGAGUCAGACAGUGCCACUUGGCCACUUGGGGUAAAGCCAGUGCCAGCAAUAACAGUUUAUCAUGCUCAUUAAUUUGGGAUUUCAAAACACAAAUGAAAACUCACACCCACCCACCCCCAAGUGCAUGUCUCCAUCACUUAAAAAGUAAGUUCCAUUUGAAAAUAUCCUUUCUUUUUUUUUUUCUUCCUAUUUUUGUUUGUUUAUACAAAUAUCUGAUUUGCAAGAAAAAGUGCAUGGGAGGGGUUUUAGUGGUUUAAUGAAUUUUUAAUUAAGAAAGGGUAGUUUGGUAGUCUACUUAAAAAUGUUUCUGGGAAAUUCACUAGAAACAUUAACCAAUAGGAUUUUGGUGAGCUUAGCUUCUGUAUUCCUACUGCCGCCCGGAAAAGGGGCAGGGCUCUGCAGCCGCCAGGACAGAUGAGCACCCCAUGCCUAUACCUCCCUCCCCGAGCUAAGUCCCAGGGCAUCUGGGCCUUGCCUGGAGACUGGGCUAGCUCUGUAGGCUCGGAGAGCCUGGGGAGGGUGCCAACCCCACCUCUAGUAUUUUGGGAGAUAGGGAAAGUGAACCGACUUCCCCUUCCCAUACCCCUCAGGGUGGUUCCCUACCAGCCAGGCUUACUACUUCUAGAAGAAAGCAGAGUGCCAGGGAGUGAGAUUGCAUCCCUGGGCUUAGAAGUGACGGAGAGAAGACUUGUUUAGUAUUUUGCCAUCAGCACAAGGAAAACCAGGAGAGAGUCUGCCUCCAGGACUCUGAGCCUUCUGCCUCGUAUGUUCAGAAGGUGGAUAGGUCUUCCCACUCCGGCAUGGCUUGAACUCUUAGGGGUCUGCAGUGCUCCAUCUCCAUUGGUGGCCCCAGCUCAGUAACUAUACCUGGUACAUUUCCUGUGUGCAAUCAGUACCUUGAAGGCAGAACAUUCUGAAUAAAGUUGGAAAAAGAACAGCUUUACUUUGCAAAGAUUGAUGACAGACUGGUUCCUCAGAGGCCUAGGCUACCCGUCACCCCUUUUUCCAGAGCGAGGGCCUGGAAUGAAGGCAGUUUAUCCUCUGUCCCUGGAGCCUGGGGUUUGCUUUGGCUCCUUGAGGUGGAAGAGACUAAGAGGGCAGCUGCCCAGAGCGGCUCUGUGUGUACCUGGCUCCUCUCAGGCUUCCUGAUCCCUUCCGUUGCACUGCGCCUUAUCCCUCAGCCAGCCAGACAGCCUCCCUGCUCCUGACCAGCAGAUACGUUUCGGAGUGGUUGGUGUGGUUUUUGUGAUGAGGGCAGCACGUGGUGGCCAAGGUGGCAAGCUGAGUCUCACAGGCUCACUCCACCGUUGGUUCCCUGUGGGAAUGGUAGGCCAGGCCCAGCAAGCCAUGCCCCACCACGUCCUCUCCUCCGGAGGAAGGGCCAGCUGCCAGCUGAGUCAGCAGCUAGUCCAUAGCACAGCCUUAUAACUGUAAAGCCAGGCAUUGCCCAUGAGCAGAGCUGGAACCAGAGCUUCAGUCAGUAAGAGGGAGGAUUACCUUCAGGAGAAGGCAAGGAAGAAAAUUGGCUGCUAUCUUUAUAGUUCCACUGCCCUAACCAAGUGUCCACAUUCUAAAUGUGUAGUGUCCAUCCCUCAUGUAGUAGUGGUUUCCCGCCCAAAGUGAGACUUUCCUUUUAAUUGGAGAAGGGUAUAGAGGUAGUCCAGGUGGGAAGGCCAGAAGUGCUGAUUGCCCAGCCAUUGGGACCACCUGUUCUUGCCCCACUAUCCUCUAGUGGGAGGCCAAAGUAAAGGCUGGCUGGUGGGUGUCUGUGGAUUGAGGAUGUGGCAGGGACUGGUCCUCCCACCUCCCUCUGGCCAAAGAUGGGCUUUGCCCGCUGUGUGCCUGUCACCACCCACCAGCAGUCAUGCCCUGGGCUUCCCAAAUGGAGAGGUAGCAGGCAACGUUUUUAAAAAGAAAGAAAACAGGAAACUGUAUUGUGUCGGGGGAGGUGGGAGGGAGAUGAGGAAACGGUUUGGAUUUUGUGUGUGGGAGGGUAUUUUUUGGGGGUAGUUGUCUGUAACUUUCCUAAGUGCUUUUUUUCCUUUUCUUUUUUAAAGUAAGUUGCAGGCUUUGGCUUGGAAAACCCCAGGGGGAUGGGGGGCAGAAACCUGAGGCUGCUGCCCCUUUAUCUGCCUUCAUGGUACUGUCCCCUUCCCCCAGCUCCUCCCUGACCCCAUGGGCCAGGCCUCAGACCUUCCAGCUAACCGCUUCCCAUGAGCCACUACUCUGAUGUCAGCCUAUAACCAAAGGAGCUGGGGGGUCCAGGCCUGGUGACCAACCUUUCUCAGCCCACUCAAUCAGGGUGCUCCCCACCUGCAGGCAGGAGGCAACACCCUAUCUGCUACCAUCAGCCCCUUCCAGAGCCCAUCUGCCCCGCCUAGCCCUGCCCUGCCCAGCCAUACCCUGCUCUGCCCCAUCUGGGGGUGCCCUGCUCAGGGAUGGGCCGGCAGGGCUGUACCCAGCCUCCCUGGUAAGCAGAGACUCAAGAAACCUCUGGGGUCCUGUUUUCUGGUCGUGUGAUCCCAGGGGUGCACAUGGGCCCCUUGGGUGUCUGAACAGAAGGGCAUGGGAGGGAGGGCCGCACCCCUGCAGUCUUACUCUGCUGGUGUAGCGGGCAGCUGCCCACUCCCACCCCACCCUGCACCGCGGGCUCCUGAGUCGGCAGAUUAAGCAUUUUAUAAAUUGUAUUUUAAAUACAUGUUUUAAACUUGUCA
Molecule: messenger RNA, 3587 nt
Organism: Gorilla gorilla gorilla (western lowland gorilla)
Lineage: Eukaryota; Metazoa; Chordata; Mammalia; Primates; Hominidae
Gene: SZRD1
Product: SUZ RNA binding domain containing 1
Exons: 3
Coding region: 178-579 (133 amino acids)
Source: RefSeq, a predicted model, not a curated record